This is a messenger RNA of Cyprinodon tularosa, 1726 nucleotides long. Its product is annotated as haptoglobin. Lineage: Eukaryota; Metazoa; Chordata; Actinopteri; Cyprinodontiformes; Cyprinodontidae. The record is from RefSeq and is a predicted model, not a curated record. The transcript is spliced from 4 exons. Gene Ontology annotation, biological process: proteolysis. Gene Ontology annotation, molecular function: serine-type endopeptidase activity. Bases 235 to 1149 code for a protein of 304 amino acids.
UUUCUAUUUCCCUUUUUUCUGAUUCAGAUUUUUUGGACACUAACAGACAGAGCAAACAAUUUGUUGCAAGAUUUCGUAAUUAGCUCAUUUUGAAAUGCAGGGAUUCCUGUUUUCAUGAGCCAAGCAGAAAUUUCCAGAUCAGAGCAUUUGUUUUUAAGCAGAUAUAAAUAUACCAACAGCUUGAAUGCAAAACACACUUAAGAAGAGAGACUAAAACCAUCAAAAGGGAAAGACAUGAUUGCUGUCAACAAGAGGUUCUCCCUUGUUUUGGUCCUGCUGGCCUUGUGGACCAUUCUGGCAGAGGCGAGGAUCAAAGCCUCUGUUUUCCCUCGUUCGAAGCGAAUGGUUGGAGGAACCUUGGCUCCUCUAGUCCCCUGGCAAGCCAUGAUCUACCUCUCUGACAGUGUCCUGGAUGGUGGGUAUGCAGGGGGAGCUCUAAUAUCUGACCGGUGGGUUUUGACAGCUGGAAGAAACCUCUUCAUUAAAAAGAGUCGACAGGAUAUUCAGGGGAAAGAUCCUUCCAUCCCAAAAGUAUACUUAGGAAUCUCACAGAGGAGAGAAGCUGAUGCCUCCACAGAAGCUGCUGUAGAAAAGGUUUAUCUUCAUCCUGGCUUCCAGAACCAAUCUGACUGGGAUAAUGACCUAGCUCUCAUCAAACUUAAAGAGUCUGUGAUUAUGAGUGAUAAGGUCACUCCAAUCUCCCUCCCAGAGAGAGGCCAGGACCUGGACACUAUUAGGGGUGGGUCUGGGGUAAUCGCUGGCUGGGGCUGGGGGAUCCACCUGACCCUAUCAACGUCUCUCAAAUACCUCACUCUUCCUCUGGCCAAUCACUCUGACUGUAAAUCUGAAUAUGAACAGACUUCACACACACCCAUGGUGGAUGUCAAUAUGUUCUGCACUGGACCCACAGGCUAUGGGGAAAAUGUUUGUUUUGGGGAUGCGGGAGGAGCUCUCGCAGUCAGGGAUGUGCAAACAGGGGAUGUAUACGCUGCAGGGAUCCUUUCCUAUGACAAAUCCUGCAACCGGUACCACUACGGUGUCUACAUGAAGAUUUCUUCAUAUUUGCCUUGGAUCCACAGCAUCAUUAGGGGAGAUACAGAGAAAUCAUCUGCUCUGCGCUCUGAUGCAAUGUCUAAAAUGUAUCCAUGACAGACAUAGAGCUUAAGGCUCUCAUGUUUUGAUAGAUGGAGAGAAAUUAUUGCACUGUGUUGUGUCAGUAAAUGGCUUCUAUUCAGUUGCUGUCAUGUCUGUGAGGACUAAAUAAUGUGAUGAGUUAAAUGUUGGAUUAGGUUUACAGUCUUAUCAUGGACUCAAAUAAUUAUGAAUAUUCCACAUUUUAGUGCCUUUCUCCUUUAAAGUUAGUAAGUAAAAUGUACAUGUUUGAUAAAUUUCUCAAAUGUUAAAAAGAGGUUCAUAUUUAAGUAAAUAUGUAAAAGUAUACAUAGUGCAGAAAUAAUAAACAGACACAAUCCAACAAUGAAUUGUUUACUUUUUGCCUGAAAGAGUAUUAACUAGGCUAAGAAAACUGAAAGGUGAAGAGAAAAGCACAGGUCAGAGCUUCUAUUAAUCUUUCCUUGAGUGACCCAAAGUCCAAGGUUAAGACUAGUCACGUGUUGUUGGAAAAUUUAGAUUUCUCUUUUAUUAUAUAUUAAUUUAUCCUAUUUACUCACUAUAAAAGUUUUCACUCAGUCUGUUUCACUUUCAAGGCCACACAAUGCUCUGCAGG